Molecule: messenger RNA, 1016 nt
Organism: Abrus precatorius (Indian licorice)
Lineage: Eukaryota; Viridiplantae; Streptophyta; Magnoliopsida; Fabales; Fabaceae
Product: phenolic glucoside malonyltransferase 1-like
Exons: 2
Coding region: 1-894 (297 amino acids)
Source: RefSeq, a predicted model, not a curated record
AUGGCGCAAUCAACAACUCUCAAGGUUCACCAAGUUUGCUCAGUGUCACCGCCACAAGAAACAUCACCAACCUCUCUACCCUUCACCUUCUACGAUGUCUUAUGGCUAAGGCUCCCACCCGUAGAGCGUCUCUUCUUCUACGAAUUCCUCAACCCCACCAUUUCCUUCUUUGAUUCCAUUCUCCCAAACCUCAAACACUCCCUUUCCCUCACUCUCCAACACUUUUUCCCUAUCGCUGGCACCAUCACUUGGCCUAAUGAUUCACCCCAACCCAUCAUCAACUAUGUCCCUGGCAACACCGUUCCCUUCACUGUAGCUGAAUCCAACGCUAAUUUCAACCGUUUAUGUUCCAACUUUUGUGAAGUCAAAGAACGCCAGCACUUGAUACCCCACUUAACCAUUUCUCAUGAACAAGCCUCUGUGUUGGCAAUUCAAGUUACCAUUUUCCCAAAGUUCGGUUUUUGCAUUGGAAUCACCACACACCAUGCAGCACUUGAUGGAAAGUCUUCAACUUUGUUUAUGAAAUCAUGGGCACACCUUUGUUCUCAUCUUAAACACUCGUCACAACCUUUGCCGUCACUACCUCAAGACCUAACACCUUCUUUUGAUAGAUCAAUGAUAAUAGACCCUUCGGGAAUCGGUGAAACUUACUUGAAGGCUUGGUUGACAGACGGUGGAGCAACGAAUAAUCGAAGCUUGAACGUGUGGAAGUCGCUAUGCACGUUACAGGACGAUGCGGUUAAAGGGUUGUUUGAAUUGACAUCAUCGGACAUUCAAAAGCUUAAGGAACAUGCGGAGUCUAAGGUUAACAAAAAGGUCUCGUUUGGACCCUCCAAUUUUGCAAAAUUAUUUUGGGAAUUGUGUUUUGUCACAGUUGGUUGUGAUGAAGAAUGAAAAAGUGUUGGGAAAUGAUGGGUUUAUUACAGGUGUUGAGGGGAUAAGUGAUGUGUUGAGUAGGUUAGAGGGUGGAGUGCUAAAUGGGGCAGAAAAUUGGAUAUCAAAGAUACAAUCUGUGG